Messenger RNA from Rhizophagus irregularis DAOM 181602=DAOM 197198, 763 nucleotides. RefSeq lists its product as uncharacterized. Lineage: Eukaryota; Fungi; Glomeromycota; Glomeromycetes; Glomerales; Glomeraceae. The record is from RefSeq and is a predicted model, not a curated record.
GAAUCGCUAAUCUUCAAAUUAAAUAAUAAGCACUUGUAAAGAUGGUCACAUACGGGUAUACAAGUAUUAAUAUUGAAACGGUUAAACCAUUUACACCUCAUAAACUUGAUAAGAUCAAACUUACACAUUCCCGACCAAAAUUCGUAGUCACUGGAACAAGAAAUUCGAUCUUUGACUGGAUGAAAUGUUAUGAAAAUAUUAAGUGUGAGUCCACAUCGUUACGACUUGAUCAAUCAACGUUUAAAAUGUCCUCGAUGAAAAAUUUUGAUCCGAUACUUAAAUUUGAAUUAUAUGAUGAUGAAGAGCAACACCACGAUGAAGAGCAACAUCAUGAUGAAGAGCAACAACAUCAUGGUCAUCAUUGUGGGAAAAUUAUCAAAAUUAUCAAGCCAUUAUUCUCAUCUGGAACAAAAAAACAUAGUGGUUCAUCUAUGAUGAGAUUAGAAAUAAGUGUUAGCAAUUAUAAACACAAUUCAAAAAGUAUGAAUCAAUUACACCACCAUCAACACAAAAACUCAAUCCCUGUUAUGGAAACCGAAGCUAUAAGUGGAACAAAAUUGUUACACGUUCUUAAUGAGUGGCAAGAUAAUUUAAAUGUAGAACAACUGAAAAAAUCUUGCGAUUAUGAAAUAUGAAUAAUAUUCACAAUACCGUAUAUAUUUCCUUUUGAUUAUGACGUUAUAUUAACUUAUUUUUUAAUUUGUUAUAUUUUAUGGUUUUAAGAAUUAAUAGAUAAAUCUCAAGAUUUAUAUUUACUUUCCCG